AUGCAUAGACUCAGAUAUGACUGGAGAACUUUAAGGAAUGAAGGUUGGCUUUAUGGAGUCAAUAAAGCCCCUUGGAAAUAUUGGCUUGAUACCUUGCUUAUAGAGUUCCCAGAGCCUUACCAGGUAACAGGCCAGGAGAGAGACGUAGACAUGCUGAAGGAGCUCCAGCUCUUCCUGUUGGGCAUCCUGCUGCUUGUCUGUGUCUUCUUCUACCAGCUCGACGUCAAGUCCAGCUGCCUCUUCUCCUGCCUUCCUCCCCAGAAGUCCCAGCAGGACCUGGGAGCCCUCCUGGGCCAUGGGCGUGGCAUUGUGUUCAUAGAGACCUCGGAGAGAAUGGAGCCAACUCCACUGGUCUCUUGUGCUGUGGAGUCUGCUGCCAAGAUUUACCCUGGGCACCCUGUGGUGUUCUUCAUGAAGGGUCUCUACGACACCACAUGGCUACCCUCAAACUCCACUUACCCAGGCUUUUCCCUCCUCUCAGCAAUAGACAAUGUUUUCUUCUUCCCUUUGGAUAUGAAAAGGCUGUUUGAAGACACACCAUUGCUUUCAUGGUACAUUCGCAUCAAUGCCAGUGUGGAGAGCAACUGGCUCCACGUCAGUUCUGAUGCGUCCCGCCUGGCCAUCAUCUGGAAGUAUGGCGGCAUCUACAUGGACACCGAUGUCAUCUCCAUCAGACCCAUCCCCGAGGAGAACUUUCUGGCUGCACAGUCUUCUCGGUACUCUAGUAACGGGGUGUUUGGCUUCCUCCCCCACCACCCCUUCCUGUGGGAGUGCAUGGAAAACUUUGUUGAACACUACAAUUCAGAAAUCUGGGGCAACCAGGGUCCCAGUUUGAUGACGAGGAUGUUGAGGCUGUGGUGCAGACUUGGAGACUUCCAGGAGGUGAGUGACCUCAGGUGUUUGAACUUGUCCUUUCUACACCCCCAAAGAUUUUACCCCAUAUCCUAUCCGGAGUGGAGGCGCUACUAUGAAGUCUGGGACAAAGACCUGAGCUUCAAUGACUCAUACGCCCUGCAUCUGUGGAACUACAUGAACAAGGAAGGGAGGACUGUGGUCAGAGGAAGCAACACGCUGGUGGAGAACCUCUGCCGUAAGCACUGUCCCAGGACUUACAGGGACCUGAUUCAAGGCCCAGAGGGCUCGGGGACUGGGACUCUGAGUGCAGGUAACAAAUAG
This is a messenger RNA of Enhydra lutris kenyoni (northern sea otter), 1176 nucleotides long. Its product is annotated as alpha-1,4-N-acetylglucosaminyltransferase. The record is from RefSeq and is a predicted model, not a curated record. Bases 1 to 1176 code for a protein of 391 amino acids. The transcript is spliced from 3 exons. Gene Ontology annotation, molecular function: acetylglucosaminyltransferase activity. Gene Ontology annotation, biological process: protein O-linked glycosylation. NCBI's taxonomy places the organism in Eukaryota, Metazoa, Chordata, Mammalia, Carnivora, Mustelidae.